This is a messenger RNA of Stegastes partitus (bicolor damselfish), 889 nucleotides long. RefSeq names its product speriolin-like protein. Bases 28 to 846 code for a protein of 272 amino acids. Lineage: Eukaryota; Metazoa; Chordata; Actinopteri; Pomacentridae. The record is from RefSeq and is a predicted model, not a curated record. The transcript has 4 exons. Gene Ontology annotation, cellular component: centrosome.
UUCAUCUGUGAAACUCGAAGCCUCAGGAUGGAUCUGGAGCAAACCUGUGCAGCGUUGCACUUAAAAAGCGAUCAGCUCAGGCAGGAAUUUGAUGAGCUGAAGUCAUGGCUGAGUGUGGUGAAGGAAAACAUGGACCUGAGAGACAAGAUGCAGAGCUCCAACGGUGACACUCUGGUGACAAUGACAGCCUCAGAAGCGAAGUCGUUCAAUGAGUGGCAAAACGAAAGACAGUUCAGGAGCGAGGUGCAGCAAACCACAGCCAGACAAGAGCAACGCACCUCGUCUCCCAUCGACUUCAAGUCUUUCAUCCAAAGCUCCAUGCACACGGACACAAAUGAGAAAGUGGAGCUUCAGAGCUGCCAGCCUGAGUUUCCUCUUGAAGUCAAAGGUCCAGACAGGCUAUUCGGAGAGAUUUCCUACCAGCUGGACAUGAGGAUUAUGUCCUACGUCUUCCAGGGCCAAAAGAGGUUCUAUGGUUUCACAGUGCUCAACAUAGCAGAGAAAAUCAUCGAGGUCAGCACACACCCACUGACGGGGAAGCUGGACGAAGGCUACCGGCUUUAUCUCAGCCAGAGGUAUGCAGAGCUCAUGGAGAGGCUGAGCCAGCUUGGGUACAAAGCAGCACUUCACCCUCGCUUCACCGAAUUCAUCGUCAACACCUACAGCAUCCUGAUGUCGAGGCCUGGAGAGUACAGCCCCCAGGAGGUGGACUACAACAACCCAGACUUUCUGAGGAAGCUCAUAUUGACCUCAGCGCCGGAAAAACUUCAGAAGGACCUGCUGCUUGUGCUCACCUGCCUCUGCAGCAUGGCAAAGAGGGACGGGAAGCCUCUCCUGUUCUGGUAGCACCCGUGUAAUUUGGAGCGCAAUAAAUACCAGGGCAUGAUAA